Silurus meridionalis is the source of this 2483-nucleotide messenger RNA. It is a transcript of the gene slc35b1, whose product is annotated as solute carrier family 35 member B1. Gene Ontology annotation, molecular function: UDP-glucose transmembrane transporter activity; UDP-galactose transmembrane transporter activity. Gene Ontology annotation, cellular component: Golgi membrane; endoplasmic reticulum membrane. NCBI's taxonomy places the organism in Eukaryota, Metazoa, Chordata, Actinopteri, Siluriformes, Siluridae. Gene Ontology annotation, biological process: UDP-galactose transmembrane transport. Bases 562 to 1551 code for a protein of 329 amino acids. The transcript has 9 exons. The record is from RefSeq and is a predicted model, not a curated record.
GCUCUGCUGUAAUGAUAUGUUCACAAUAAUCCAUGUGCCGGUUUGAGAGUAAUAAUAAGUUGCAAAGCCGAUCAGGCGCAUGCAGCAGGAGACUCCUGACGGCGGCUCUGGUCCUACAGGAUUGACGCGUUAAAUAUCAAAAUAUCAGAGCAUCUCAUGAGCUGCUGGACAGCAGGAACGGGAAGGUUUCGGCUUUGUGGUUUCAGCCUUGGGACAUUUUUUUUUUAACCACUUUCUGUAGUUGAUAUAGAAUCAGUUGCACCGGGCUGCGUUUCAGAGAUGCUGCGUGGAAAUAGGACCAGAAAUCUGUCCUAGGAUCUGAUCUUCAGUUUUCUCCAAAAUAAUAAUAAUAAUAUCAAUAAUAAUAAUAAUAAUAAUAAUAAUAAAUCCAGAUCCAGGCAGAGAAGGAGUGAGUUGUAACAGCUCCGCCUGUGUACUGUUAUCAUUCCCGGCCUUGUGCCAGCCGGUAGCGUGGAGCGGGACGUGGGCUCGCGGGGUCCUGGAAGCGGAGCUGCCUCGGUGUCGGUGUCCAUAUCUGGAUUCUCGCUCACGAACGACGGCAUGGUCGCGGGGAAAGGCGGCGUGAAAGCGUCGCUCUGGCACAACGAGAGAGUGCGUUUCGCCGUCUGUUUUCUCGGAGUCUUCGUGUGUUACUUUUACUACGGGAUCCUCCAGGAGACCAUCACACGAGGAGACUACAGCCAGGGGGAGAAAAAGGAGAAGUUUCGCUAUGCCACUACACUUGUGUUCAUCCAGUGUAUCAUCAAUGCUAUUUUUGCCCGGCUCUUGAUCCAGUUUUUCGAGGGCUCCAGACCGGACCACACGCGGAGCUGGCUCUAUGCAGUGUGUGCUUUGUCCUAUCUGGGUGCCAUGGUGUCGAGUAACUCUGCUCUGCAGUACGUCAACUACCCCACCCAGGUUUUGGGGAAAUCUUGUAAACCUAUUCCAGUCAUGAUCCUCGGCGUGACCAUUCUGAGGAAGAAGUAUCCCAUGGCGAAGUACCUGUGUGUGCUUCUGAUCGUCACCGGUGUGGCGCUUUUCCUCUACAAACCGAACAAAACCUCCACCUCUCCAGAUGAACAUGUGUUUGGCUUUGGGGAGAUGCUGCUGCUCCUCUCUCUGACUCUGGAUGGCCUGACGGGUGUAGCUCAGGAUCACAUGAGGGGGCAUUACCAGACAGGAGCCAAUUACAUGAUGCUGAACGUGAAUUUGUGGUCCAUUCUCAUGUUGGGAUUGGCUGUUCUGUGGACAGGUGAGGUGUGGGAGUUUCUAAGCUUUGCUGAUCGCUACCCCAGUGUCAUCUACAACAUUUUGCUCUUUGGAUUCACCAGCGCCCUGGGACAGACUUUUAUCUUUAUGACGGUCGUGUAUUUCGGGCCUCUCACCUGCUCCAUCGUCACGACCACAAGAAAGUUCUUUACCAUCCUGGGCUCUGUGCUGUUGUUUGGGAACAUCAUCACGCCCUUGCAGUGGCUUGGAACCCUCCUCGUUUUUCUGGGUCUCGGCUUGGACGCCAAGUUUGGAAAGACGCCCAAGAAGACUACGCAUUAAAGCACAAAGCGGAACGCGUGUGCAAGCGUGCGCUCUACUCACAUACAGAAAACUUGAAGAAACAUCCGUUUCGUCUGGUGCACCACUCCAUCAGUGGCUGAUCUGAAAAACAUGUACUUAUUUGUAUGCCUUUUCACCCAUGACUCACUGAAACAGUGGUCAUACGGUAACUUAAAAAAAGCAAAGACUGGAUAGUGAUAGAAAAUUUUAGACUUCCUGUUUUUUUUUUUUUUUGUUUUGUCACAGUACCACACACUUCGUCUUUGAGCUAUAUUUCCAAGGAAGUUUAGAGCCAGAGGACCGCGAGCAUGAUUGAUGUGAAUGAUUUGCGCACUCGUGGUAGGCAUGUGCACCGACUCAGAUUGACCAGUUCUAAACACACACACACAAACACAACCCAAUGUGUUAGUGUCAGUUUUACUCUGAAUCCUGCCAGACGCCUUUUUUGCGUUUUUUUUAGUUUUUAAUGUAUAAUGCACAUUCAUGUGUGUGUGUCUUAAGUGUGUUCCAUCACACAUCCGUUAUCUGAGACUUGCUUGAUCCUCAAUGUCCACUGCAUCUAAGCCGCAUCAGAUCUAAUCUGGUGUACAAAAUCAGCUCUUUCAUGUAAAACAUGACAUUUUUUUCUUUUAUCUGUGUUCCUGUCAAGUGUUUAUCUUAUUAUACAAUCCCUUUUCCAUACAUUUCAGAGAAAUAAUUAGAAUUCGAGAAUGAUCAAUUUUGAGGGUUUUUUUGACCAGUUGCACCUGUAUUGGAUAUUUAACUGAAAGGGAAACUAUGCCAGACUAUCGUGGGUGUGUGAUGACCAGCUGUUGUGUGUUCAUAUUGUGUUUCGAGUCUGCCAACGAAGCCAUGUUGUCCGUCUGUCCAUUUAGUAGGGGUGGGGAGGGGUAAAUCCAACCAGAUGGCAUUAAACUUAUUUUGGACAUGAA